Molecule: messenger RNA, 168 nt
Organism: Sphaeroforma arctica JP610
Lineage: Eukaryota; Ichthyosporea; Ichthyophonida
Exons: 2
Source: RefSeq, a predicted model, not a curated record
GCAGUGGCAGCCAAUCCAAAACCCGCGCAAAGUGCUUUCAGAUCGGUGGGCGUAGAGUUCCCCGGGGUGGAUGAUAUUGAUGACGAACAGCCACUGGAAGACGAGACUGUGGCUACACUAACGGAGUUGUCUAUUCCGGAAUCUGUGCUCAUAGUUGGUUUGGGAUAG